Messenger RNA from Micromonas commoda, 1536 nucleotides. Its product is annotated as major facilitator superfamily. Gene Ontology annotation, biological process: transmembrane transport. Bases 1 to 1536 code for a protein of 511 amino acids. The record is from RefSeq and is a predicted model, not a curated record. Lineage: Eukaryota; Viridiplantae; Chlorophyta; Mamiellophyceae; Mamiellales; Mamiellaceae. The transcript has a single exon.
AUGAAGCCGCCCGGCGGCGGCGGACAUCGCGACCACCACCACCGCGGCGGCGACCAGGAGAUGGUGCGCCUCACCGCCGCCGUGGACGGGGUGGAGAGCGCGAGACGCGUCGGCUCCUCGGACGCGUCGGACGGCGAUGACGAGGAGACGGCGUCGGGGGACAAGGCGGCGCCGUGGUGGAUUCGCCGCGGGCCGUGCGCCGACGCCGUCGCGCUGACGCAGACGAUGACGUACACCCUCGGCUUCGGCGUCCUCGGCCUCCUCGUCGGCCUCAUCGGCCCCUCGCUCCCGACGCUGCGAACGAACGCGGGGGUGGCGUAUGAACGCCUCGGCGUCGUGUUCCUCGCGCGAUGGAUCGGGGGCGUCGCCGGCUCCGCCAUCGGGGGCUUCGCCCUGGACGCCGCGCCGCGCUCGCACGCGCCCAUGUGCGUCGGCAUCGUCGUCGCCGUCCUCGGCGCCGUUCGCAUCCCCGCCGCGCGCACCUUAAACGCGCUCCUCCUCGCGUUCCUCGUCACCGAUCUCGGCCUCGGCGUCCUCAUCGUGUACGGAAACACCCUCGGGACGUGGGCCAACGCGCGCAACCCGGGGCCCGCGGUGAACGUCAUCAACGGCGGGUUCGGCCUCGGCGCGCUCGUGGCGCCGCUCAUCGUGUACGCCGCGCUGGACGUGAGCCCGGGCGUCGGCGUGACCGGCGCGUAUUGGACCGUGGCCGUCGCGGCGAUUUCGGUCGCGAUGUACUCGAGCCGUGUCGUCGCGCCGGCGAGGCCGGAGGAGGGCAAGGAAGAUGAGGAGGAGGAUGGGGGCAAGGAGGAGGGGGGCAAGGAGCAAGGGGGUGCCGAGGGUGCCGCCGAGGGUGCCGCCGAGGGUGCCGCCGAGGGUGCCGAGGUGGCCGCUAACCGCCGCGCGAGUUCAUCGACCGAUUCUCCUAUCGGUCCCGGCGCGGCGACGGCGGCGACGGCGGUUUUCAUCGCGCUCGUCGUCGGCGUCGAGACCAGCUUCGGCGCCUUCCUCGUGUCGUACUGCAUCGGCGUGGGCGGUGAGGUCGGGGAGAAGGAGGCGGACCUCGCGACGACGGCGUUCUGGACGACGUUCACGCUUGGGAGGUUCGCGGCGGCGGGGUUGGUCGCUCGGACCCGACCGGCGGCGACGCUGUCGGGGCACUGCGCGUGCGUGUGCGUCGCGCUCGCGGUGGUGCUCGGCGGCCGGGGUUCUCGGGUGAGCGUGUGGUUCGGGAGCGUCCUGUUCGGCGCGGGGAUGAGCAGCGUGUUCGCCGCGGCGGUGGCGCACCUGCACGAGCUGCUCGGCCCGGGCGGGAUGAGCGGCGGCGCGGGGGGUUGGAUAUCGGCGGGCGCGAGCAGCGGGACGCUGGUGAUGCUGGCGACGUCGCAGGCGCUGGGGACGCCGGACGCGGUGAUGGCGACGCUGCUGGCGCUGAGCGUGUGCGCGAUGGGGACGAUGGUGGCGGUGUGGACGCGGGUGGGAUGGAGACGCGCGUUCGGGUCGACGGGACGGGACGAGCGGAUGCGUCGUCGUUGA